AUGCAGCUUUCGCCGCUCGCCUUUGCGGUCGCGGCCGCUGGAUUCGUCAUCAUUCCCGAGCUUUCCGAGGCAGACGAGAACAUUUUCAGAGCGCUCCCUAUCGAUGCCGAACCCGAACCAUGGCUUAUUCCCAUUCCAGCAGAAUCUCACCAAGUUUCUGUUCCGUGCAAGCAAUGUGAAGACAAAACCAGCCAUUUGCAAUUGAACCUUGACGUUGUUGAUCAUACAAGGCUGUUACUAAAUGGAUUCGAAGUGUAUCCCAAUGCCGAUCCCUGGCAUGGUGAUUUGGUCGCUGCGGUUGAGAGCACCAAUGGUGAAUCGACGAUGCAGAGGCUGGGUUACAGCUUGGCGAUUGCCCCAGAGGUUAUGGACCUGGACACUUAUAUGCAGCUUCUCGAUGUCGAACUUCACGUUAUCGAAGUGGGAAACCAAUUCGUUGACGGCAUCCCUGUUGUUAAUGUGAAGCUUUUCAAGGCGCCAUCAGGUGAAAUAGCCAUUGCUGAAGUGGACACCACGUCGGCUGAAAUGUCUGGUUGCACUUCAAUGGCUUGUACCGCAAGGGAAGCCAUGGCCGAGAUAUUCAAGGCUCUCCAGGGCUUUAACCCAUUCAAGGAUUGCCUUGGCCGCCUUCGUAACGACACAACCGAGGCACAUCAAAAUAGCGACCCUAGUCGGCCUCAGUCUGACGACGCGGCUGAUGACCAACCUUCCGGCGGCAAACACAGACAGCAAUGGGGACGUUUCAUCACCAAUAUCGCUGCCCAUAUCUUCCUGCCUGUUCUCAUGGGCAUCACGGCUGGCGUUUGCGUAGCUUUGUUUGCCAUGGCUAUUUGCAGCUUGUUCUUCCGACUUACAUCGCUAGCCCGAAGCAAGCGAGAAGGCAAACUUGGCCUUGGCCCGUUUAGCAGAGGAAAGGCUUUGGAAAAGGAUCAUGAGGAGGCGAUUGCGUCUGAGAAAGUGAGCUUGAUGGCGGAGGAAGUUGAGGCCCCGCCGCAGUACGAAGACUCCAAGGAGUAG
Molecule: messenger RNA, 1017 nt
Organism: Metarhizium album ARSEF 1941
Lineage: Eukaryota; Fungi; Ascomycota; Sordariomycetes; Hypocreales; Clavicipitaceae
Exons: 2
Coding region: 1-1017 (338 amino acids)
Source: RefSeq, a predicted model, not a curated record